AUGGGUCUGCGGCACGAGCUGGCACAUGCGCGCGAGCUGCUGGCGCUGAGGUCGACGGCGCUGGCCGAGGCGGACGCCAUUGCGGCGGCGGCGUCGGAGCGGGUCAAGGUCCUCUCGGCCGACGUGCUCGCGCUGCGGCAGGCGGCCGAGGCAGCCGAGGAUGCGGCGGUGAAGGCGCAGGUGGAGGCGUCGCGAGCGCGCGAAGAGGCUGCGGCGGCACGGCGCGAGGCAGCCGCUGCGCGCGAGGAGGCCGCAGUGGCGCGCGACGGCGAGGCCUCCGCGCAGGCGCGGGCCACAACCGCAGAGGCCGCGGCGGAGGAGGCUGCGGACAAAGUGGCUACCGUUGUAGCUGACGCGGAGAAUGUCAAGGACGUGGCCCAGGCACGGGUGGCCGAGACCGAGGCCGCCAUGGUGCGGGCGCAGGCCGAAGUGCAGCGGUGCCAGGCCGGGAUCGACGCCGCCAACGAUGAGGUCAAGGCAGCGCGGGCCGAGCGCGAGGCAGCGCAAGCAAAUGCGGCGUCUGUGAUGCAGGCUCGCGAUGAGCUCGCAGCCGAGCUGCGCGCACUCGAGGCACGGCAGCGGGUGGUGAGCGAGGAGCGCGACGAGCUGCGGCAGCUGCUCAAGUCGGCGCAGGACGAGAUCGUGUCGCUGCGCGAGGAGCUCGCGGCGUCGCGGGCGCGCGAGCCGCGCUCAACGACCUUGCGCACCUCAAGCAGCGAAUCCACACCAUGA
Molecule: messenger RNA, 732 nt
Organism: Thecamonas trahens ATCC 50062
Lineage: Eukaryota; Apusomonadida; Apusomonadidae
Exons: 2
Coding region: 1-732 (243 amino acids)
Source: RefSeq, a predicted model, not a curated record